This is a messenger RNA of Mercenaria mercenaria, 4360 nucleotides long. RefSeq lists its product as uncharacterized. The transcript is spliced from 2 exons. The record is from RefSeq and is a predicted model, not a curated record. The coding region runs from base 154 to 2064 and encodes 636 amino acids. NCBI's taxonomy places the organism in Eukaryota, Metazoa, Mollusca, Bivalvia, Venerida, Veneridae.
AUUGUGCGAUAUCCGAGUUGAGUAAACAAUCUUUCAAAAACCGUAUAAACCAUUUCUCUCUCCAUGCAAGAAGGAAGUUAAAAUACUACAGCACUUGUUUAGCUGUUAAGGAAUAUUUAUCGGUCUCCUUCAAAUUUAGAAAGAAAAACAGCCAUGUCAAAGGAUAGUGCCAUCAUACCUAUGUGUGAUAUACAUCACGAUGAUGUUGCUCAAGCUCUCUGCCAUAACCAUAAGAAGUUACUUUGUCUAAGUUGUGUCCUAGAAAAAGCGAAAUCUGCGAAGUGUUCGUUUACUGAAAUCCGAAAAGUUUCAGGAGAGAAAGACAGUCUGUUGCUAGAAUGUCUAUCAGUGAGACAAAUAGCUAAAAAGAAGGAACGACUCAUAGAAGAACACGAGAACAAGACGGAGAUUCUUAAAGAUAAAUUGAAACAAGAAGUAACUGAAAUGUAUGGUAACCUUACAAAGCGCCUCGACAAAAUGAAAGAAAAUUGCCUGACGUCAAUUGAUAAACAAGCUAAAACGGUUACUGCAGCAAAUGAACACAACAAGCAACGACUUGCUACAUUCCAAAGAACAGUCAAUGAACACAUUGAAAAGUUGUCAGCUGAAUCAGUUGCCGAUAAAACUGAUAUUCAACUUAAGUUUGAAGAGGUGAAAACGGAAGUAAUGAACAACAUUCCAGAUAAAGACACCACUCCGGAAGGUCUUUUCACACCUAAUGAUCGUCUAAGCGAAGUUAUUAUGCGAUCAGGUGCUUCUCUUGGAAGUGUUUAUUUGAUAGCUCCCGAACGUUAUGACAAAAUUGAUGAAUCUAAUAGUACACAUGAUGGGUCUUCAAAGCCGGUGUACACAUCAUCUGAUGAAGUAGUACAUGAUACCAACAAGACAAAACCAGAUUUCGUCGAAUCAGAUGAAAGCAAUGAAGCAGCAAAUUCUAUCAACGUACCAGAGAAGAAAAAAUCAGAAAGUAAUGAAGGAAAAGGAAGCACAGACAUAUCUGGAAAAUCAGGUACAACGUCAGCAGAUGGAAAGUCGAAGAAAAAAAACGUCGGAAUAUUCAACUGGUUUUCUACGGAUAAAAAGAAAACGUAUGAAUUGGACGGGCAAGAAAAGAAAACAGGUUCUGAUAAGAACGAUGAUCAAGGAAAGUCUGCAAAUGUAAAGAAAAGACCUUCUUCUGAAUCAGGCACAACAGUAACAGAAAAUAUAUAUCAAGAAAGUACGUUUUAUACGUCAACUAACGAACAACCAAAAUAUCUAAUAAACAAAACAGUUAAGGCAUCAUCACUGAAACAACUUUUCACUUCCGCUUGCAAGUUUUCGAAACUUGUAGAUCUCGGAGAUGGAUAUAUAGGAAUGUUUUCAGAAGUUCACAAUUCCUUAGUGCUUGUAGGAACAAGCGGACAGGUGUUUGGACGGAAAACCUUUAAAGAAGGAAACCAUGCUGUUGCCGCCGUGGGAAACCAAGAGCUUGCUGUAAUAGCCGAGCCUGGGCUUCAGGUCAGUAAAUUUAAAGUAAACGACAAGGGAUUUACAGCAGCCGCAAGUUUCGUAGUUAAUGAAGAAAUAUCAAACAUUACAGGAUUUGAUUACGAUGUAGCUUCCUCGAAGUUUGCUGUGAGUUCACCGAACAAAGUUAUAGUUCUGGACAAGAGGGGACAGACAUUAAACGUUGUACCGUUUGGCACCGCUAACACUUCAGCUAGGAAUGAAUUAGCGACAACAUAUGAGUUCAUCAACAACUGCCUUUACAUGCUGAACACUAGAGAUAAAACUUUAAAAAUGUUUUCACUUGAAAAGUCAGAUGCGCUUUGGAAACGUAAAUUUGAAAGCUCUUCGGUCAUGCCGAGAAGCAUGUGUCUAUACAAGGAUACACUUUGUAUUGCUUGUGGGGAUGCUAUAGCCCUUUUCGCGGCAUCAUCUGGUAAGCCUAUCGUAAAACAUGAUACUGAAGAUCUUUUGGAUGAUUGUCUUGGUAUAUGCGUCAUUGAUGACGUACUUGUGUUUUCUUCAAAUUCUGAUAAUAUCGAGAAAUCAACAUCACUCGCUUAUAUAAGCAUGUAGAAUGGAAUUCUGAAUCUCGAUCAGGAAGGACUGCAAAAGUAACUAAUUUUAAAUUGAAAACAUAUAUAUAUAUAUAUGUGUGUGUUUGUGUGGUUAACUUCCUUUUGAAUUUAUCGGCUUACACGUUUUCCUGUGUAAACGCCAUUAAAUAGGACUAUGCUUUAUUUUAUAUAAAAUUCAUUUGCUUUAUAAUGUUAUUUCGACAUUUUCCAGAAUAUCAGAAUUUCAGAGACUGACACUCCCAUAAAGAACAAUAUUGCAACUAUAGAAAAAGAAAAAUGAUGUGUUAACGUUUAUAUAAGAAAAUUACGCUCCAUUAUAUGCCAUCCUCUGAAUUAACUGGACCUUUUCACUACUUUAAAUGUCUCUUUACGAGACAUAAAAUUCUUACGAAGACAUUUUUAUCUAGUACUGUCGUGUUUUGCCAUCGUUCUGUUGCACUUCUCCGUCGUACUAUCUUACUUUACCAUCGGUCGGUCACCAUCGCAUUGUCGCGCUUCGCCAUCAGGUUUCGCGUUCCGCCAUCGUAAUGUUAUUAUCAUACCGUCGCGCUUCACCAUCGUAAUGCCGUCAUCGUAUAGGCUUUGAAAGCAAACAGCAUAGAUCCUGACCGGACUGCGCGAAUGCGCAGGCUGGUCUGGAUCCAUGCUGGUCGCAAACGCACUAUGUUGGUUUUCUCAUGGCGCGGCUCGUAGUAAUACGUAACUUGAUUAGAAUUAUGAAUUAUGAAGUCCACAUCUGAAAUCAAAUUAUGGAAAGAGAUACAUUUCAUUCUACAAUUUUCAUGUGAUUUUCUUGAUUGUUUGUUUGUUUAAGAUCGAUUUAUGGAGACUUUCUUGAUUUUAAUAGCAGAAGACGAUGUCAGACGCCAGAUUUUUAAUAUUUAAUACACGGGCGUGAAUCUUAAUAGAACCUUUGAUGUUCCACAAGCGAGAUGAAUUUUCACAUAGAUUUUGAGAUUUUGUUCUUAUUUGGCGUAUGUAGGUCUGGUUAGAAAAAAGUAGGUACAAAACAGUUUAUUUUACCACAUAUAUACUAAUCAAAACUUCUAGCGCCCUCUCUAUAUUUUUAUAAUUCUAAUGGUACAUUUAUCUUUUUUACAUAUUUAGACAAAUAUGCAAUAAUAACAGAUUAAAAUGAAAAAGGUUAGAUUGUAUAAAGACGUUAUAAUAGGACUUCUACCACAAAAUACACACACAAGUAGAAUUAAAAAAACGACAAAUAUCAUAAAUAAGGAUACAUAAACGUAGAUAUUCACUUUUCACAGAUAUAUAGUCAAGUAUCAAACCUAAUUAAGAUUUAGACUAAUAAUAAGAGAAGAUAAAGACGUUUCCUUUGUCUUCGUUUUUAUUAAAUGUUUGUAUAUAUUUGUGAAUAUUCAAAAUUUGAUUGAAGCCGUUAAAUUAUUCGGCGACGCCGUCUAAAUUCGUUUUCGUUACCUAUGCCACGUGACUUCAGUUUGCAAAUCAAACUACUUGAUAACGCAUUAUAGAUAAUUUAUCAAAACGGAAGAUUUAUGCAACACUCUGCCUGAUUGGACGAGAGUGUUAAUUUCUUUCACUCUGUUGAUUGUGCUACGCUGAGUGAAAUGUAGACAAAGCGUUUAUCCUAAACGACGCUGUUCACAGUUUUAAAGCUAACUUUGGCUCAGUAUAUUUAACAAGAAUAUUGAUAUAUCUCAAAAGGUUAAGUAAGUUUAAUAAAUAUGAUAAAAACCUGUUCAAAUACCAAUAUAUAUCAAAUUAAAGAAAGAGCUGAAUACGGUCUGCCUAUCACAUGAAUAAGGGUGUGAUAAGAAUCUUUUAUGUAGAGAAGUGCUUUUUAAAAGAUUUUCCUUGUUACAAUUGUCGUCUGUAUAUGAAAAGUUUUUUUGUGUGACUUAUUCAGAUUGCAUAUUAAAAUGAGUACUUGUUUGCUUUGAUAUAUUUGUUAUAAAUUAUUUAACUGAUUUAUUAUAUAUGAAUAUUUUUCUUUAGUAUGGUAUGCAAAUAUUGAACUCAGUUGAAAUCUGUUUAUUAUAUAUAUGCUAUAUAAUGACUGAAUCUCAUUACACUGAAAUGAAGGUACGCUGCAUACAGGUUAUCUAUGUGAUAUGACUACUGUCAAACUUUGUUUAUGAAACAGAAAUAUUGAAAUAAUUACAAUUGUAUCUUUUGCUUGACCUUCACUUUUUUUUAUAGGUGUGACGUCAUUGUCCAAAGAUUCAUGAAUAGCGAAUAUGCAUUUGUUAAAGCGGGGUCAGUUGGCCUAUUUUAGAAAUAAAUAAAAAUAAUAAAUAAAAAAAUCCUUUAAUUGA